This is a messenger RNA of Colius striatus (speckled mousebird), 584 nucleotides long. RefSeq names its product interferon regulatory factor 9-like. The coding region runs from base 42 to 512 and encodes 156 amino acids. The record is from RefSeq and is a predicted model, not a curated record. NCBI's taxonomy places the organism in Eukaryota, Metazoa, Chordata, Aves, Coliiformes, Coliidae. Gene Ontology annotation, biological process: regulation of DNA-templated transcription. The transcript is spliced from 3 exons. Gene Ontology annotation, molecular function: DNA-binding transcription factor activity; protein binding.
UCUGGCCUGGAAGGGCUACUUGCCCCCUGCUGGCUACCCCCAUGCCCCCUGGGACACCCUUGGACCCGCCUGGGCUACUGCCUCGCCUGCUCCUCCUGCCGCCCCCUGAGGAGGCCCCCCCUGAUCUGGGCCGGCUACUGGCUGGGCUACGACCAGGGCUGCUGGUAGCCAGUGCCCAGCACGGGAUCUUCCUCCGGCGGCGGCCUGCAGGGACACUGGCUCCUGCGGGGUGCACGAUUCAUUGCAAUGGCCCCCACAGCCCGGGGGGGCCCCUGCUGGAGGGGCAGCUCGUGCAGCCGUUUGACCCUCAGCGUUUCCAGGAGGAGCUGAGCCAGCACCGCGCUGGGCUGGGCCCCCUCCCCAAGCACCAGGUGACGCUGGCCGUGGGACAGGAGCUGGGCCCCGAUGAUGGGCCGCACAACCGCACCCUGGUCCUGCAGCUGGAACAGGCCUUGGCCCGGCAGCUCCUGGACAACGUGCGACCCCUGCGGCUGCCUCCGCCACGGGCCUGAGACCGCCCGGCCCCCCCGAGCCCCGGCCCGGCCGCUGUGACCCGACCCCGCAAUAAACCUGCGUCCGGCCGC